AUGGAGAAUUUAACACUCGCUCAAAACCCUUCACUCAUCCCAUCCCCAAUCCCCCACAGCCCCAGCAGCAGCAGCAGCGCCGCCGCCGCGAACGGCGUCCGCCACCAGCCGUCUGCCGCGCCGGUAACCAGAUCCGAACCCAACAACCCGUACCCGACCACCUUCGUCCAGGCCGACACGUCCUCCUUCAAGCAGGUCGUCCAGAUGCUGACCGGAUCCACCGACACGGCCAGGCUCGCCGCCAGGAGCUCGAUCCCGCCGGCACGAACCGGGCCCAGGAUGGAAAAAUCGGGCUCUAAGCUCUACGAGCGGAGGAACAGCCUGAAGAACUUCAGGAUCAGCCCGUUGGGUCCUGGCCCCGGCCCGACAUCCGGAUAUUCGGGCUCGCCGCGGUCUGGGACGCCGGAGGUUCUGUCCCCGAGCAUUCUUGAUUUUCCGUCGCUGGUGCUAAGUCCGGUGACCCCUCUUAUACCCGACCCGUUUAAACGGGAAGCGGCGGGCGGGGCGAGUAACGGGUACGGGUUGGAUAAACUGGCCGAGGAGAAGGCGAUUAAGGAGAAGGGGUUUUAUCUGCACCCGUCGCCGGCGAGUACACCGAGAGAUUCGGAGCCCCGGCUUUUACCGCUUUUUCCGGUCACCUCACCUAGAGUCGCCGGUUCAACUAAAGCUGUUAAUUCUUGA
Striga hermonthica is the source of this 681-nucleotide messenger RNA. The record is from the annotation of a GenBank genome assembly. Lineage: Eukaryota; Viridiplantae; Streptophyta; Magnoliopsida; Lamiales; Orobanchaceae.